ACUUAAGUGAGGGUCUUUUGGGUAUUUUAGAGGAGGGUUAUGUAUUGAUUUUAAAUAAGAUUUCACCACAAUUUUCCACCAACACCAAAACCCAAAUCAAACCCAAAAGCUCUCACCUCUCUCUACUUUCCUCUCCAUUCAUCCUCCAUUGAAGAAGUUUUGUAGGUUGAAGAAGAAUAUCAAAUCCUCCAAGAUUCUACUCAAUUUCGUGGUACUUCAUCUUUAAGGAAAAUGAUGAGUUUGUUAUAAUUAGUGGAGAAUGGGGAAUGUGAUGGGUACAUUAUUAUCAGGUUUUGGUGAUAUCGUUGGCAAAUUGUUUGGUCAUCCACUUGAUUUUUUGUCUGGAAAAACUUGUAGUACAGCAUGUGCCCCAACAUGGGAUUUUCUUUGUUAUAUAGAAAAUUUUUGUAUCCCUCAACUCUUGAAAUCAGCAAUGGUGUCAAUCCUCUUAUACUUUGUUUUCUUGUUCCUCUACUUGCUUUACAAGUUGGGAAUUUGUCAGUGUAUUUGUCACAUACUUUGUAGAACUACAUGGGCAUGUUUCUCCACUUGCUUUUCAGCCUUAGAUUGUUGUUGCACUUGCAUUUGUUUCAACAUUCAGAAACUUCUUCUUACACCUAGGCAUAAUAGAAGAAGAAGAAGACAUCAAAAAGAUAUUGAAGAAGCACUUGUUGAUAUUUCUAGUAACUCUAGUGAAUCACAAGGCUCUAUUAAAUUUGAUGACACAAAAAGAGGAAAAUCAUUGAGGGAACAUAGAAAAGAUCAUAUGAGAAAGUCUUUGAGGCCAAAGAGUCAUCAUAUGCAAGUCCAAAUUGUUAAUGAUUCAAUCCAUCACCACAAGAAGAAGAAGUUCAAAAAUGGUCCUAUCGAUGAUCAUAUUCGAGUGAGUAGAAGAACAAAAUUUGCGCAAAAGGGUAUGUUCGUUAAGGGUUCAACACGUUCACGAAGGAGAGUAUAAAAGACGGGGGUUCUUAGACUCUUCAAAAAUCUCACAGGGUGUUUGUUUUAUCUCACAAUAUAUAUAGUUUUGGAGAGUGAACAAUAUAGGUUUUCAAUUCUAUGGUCUUCUAAAUCUUGUAAAUUCUGAAGUUUUCGCCUAAUAUAUUGUAUAACUUGUAUACUCUGAUAGUG
Molecule: messenger RNA, 1131 nt
Organism: Solanum lycopersicum (tomato)
Lineage: Eukaryota; Viridiplantae; Streptophyta; Magnoliopsida; Solanales; Solanaceae
Source: RefSeq, a predicted model, not a curated record